Molecule: messenger RNA, 1615 nt
Organism: Cuscuta epithymum
Lineage: Eukaryota; Viridiplantae; Streptophyta; Magnoliopsida; Solanales; Convolvulaceae
Source: the annotation of a GenBank genome assembly
CCAUUCGAACCCCCAAAGAGAUAAGAGAGCAAGGGAGUCCACACAACCCAAGAGAGAAGGAAGGAGGAGAGCAGUCCGCAAGUUCGUUCUUCAGUGCGUAGCUCUGAUUGUUUGAGCCAUAACUUGAUAUUUACUCAUCCAAAUAAGGCGUGCGAGAUACCAACAGAAAGAUCUCAAGACGAGGAAUCCGUGAAGGUCUGGUUUGCAUCAAUCGGAGUAGUGGAAGGCUUCCAAAUCGACCGAGCAAAACACGACCUCGCAGAAUACGUUUUUGUAUUCAAAGUUAGGGAACGAAUUCGUCGGGAAACACCCGUUCUAGGGACUGUUUUUGCGUCUUCGGUUGGGAGUUGAACUAGCACUUUGAGGGGGCUGUUUAACACUCAAUUCCAAGCAAGGAAUCAGUUCUCAAGCCUUCUUGGCCGAGGCUUUGGUCGUUGGAGCGAGAAGGAAAGUUUUAAAGCUCGUUUGAGGUUGAGGCUUGAGCUUGUUACCUGUGCCCGUUGCUCGGGUGAUCCUUUGGAAAGAAGACGUGAAAUGAACGGUGGUGGCAAGGUUACGAGAAGGAACCCGACGGGCCGUGCACCGGUGGCGACCGGGCAGGGAAGCCGUGGGACCUCUAGGGUGUCUAGAAGGGCGAGCCGUGGGGGCCGAUCGCACACGGUGAGCGACGGUCAUGUUGACACCGAGGAUGAAACCUACUGGUCCUAUGAGGACUCGACUUACCAACCGGAAACCGAGCCGGUUGAGACCCCUUACGAAGGGGAUGACGAUGAUGUAAGCGAUGAAGAGGGGGGGAAUGACUCCCUAGCAAGAAUUGAGGCGCUGCUCCAACAAUAUCAGCGGGAGCGCGAGGAAAGGAGGGAACGCCGAAGGCGCCGAGGAGGGCGAACUUCGGGUGGGGCUUCAAGAGGAAGGAGCCAUGGCGACUCUAGGGCCCACAUUGAACCACAUGGGGGCUGGGGUGAUGGAGGUCCAAUCAUAAGGAUCUCAAAAUUUCUCAAAGAGGCGAGAGACUUGGGGUGCAAACCCUUCAACGGAGCAGGCGACAUCUCGGUCGCCGCGGAAUGGAUGAAGAGGUUGAACGAAGCAGCCCUUGAUAUGCAACUCACCCCCGAAUUUAAACUAAGGGUGGCGGUGAGAUUGCUUGAAGGGAUGGCAUCCACAUGGUGGGACGGAGCCAAGGGAAAGUAUGGCAAUACUGUUACUUGGGAGAAUUUCCGACAAGAGUUCUUUGCCCAAUACUAUUCUGAUUUUGAGGUGAACGCUAAGAGAAGAGAGUAUACCCUCCUCACCCAAGGUGGCAAAAUGACGGUGAGGCAACUUGAACACAAAUUCAGGGAACUCGCGGAAUUCAUACCGGAGUACAUAUGUGAUGAGAACCGGAUGGUGAAUCAUACAAUAUUAUUUUAGCAUACAAUUUCUCGCAAAAAAAAAAUAAUGUUUUGAAUUUUCUGAUACUUAUUUUAUAAGUCAUGUAUGCUCAUUUGGUACAAUAUUAUGCUCAUUUCAAAAUGUAAGUGAAGUAAAAGACAUGGUAGCUCAUUUUAAGAUGUAAGUGAAGAAGAAGACAUGAUAAGAGAGGACAUAACACUCAAUUGCAUGUUUUUAAUACUCA